Molecule: messenger RNA, 1123 nt
Organism: Magallana angulata
Lineage: Eukaryota; Metazoa; Mollusca; Bivalvia; Ostreida; Ostreidae
Product: natterin-4-like
Exons: 2
Coding region: 247-678 (143 amino acids)
Source: RefSeq, a predicted model, not a curated record
UGAGGGAGAAUCCAGACGAUAUAUCCCCUAUUUAGAAUGAACCUAAAGAUGAAUGCGUUCAGAAUGUUGAUUUAUUUGAACCUGUGCCAUAGGUUUGUGAGGGUAUAAUCAGGUGGACAAGUCUCCUUAUAUAGCAAGGAAUAUUUCGGCAUAAAGCUAACUUUGUCUGAAGUUGGUACUUGGUUCGUAGAAUCAGUGAGGAGUCUUUCAUUCCUUUUGCAUAUUUCUUAGCUACGGAAAAAAAGAAUGGCAGUGUGGGUAUCAACAUCUGGAAGUCAUAUUCCGGAAAAUGCCAUACGUGCCGGAUACGAGGAGAACGGAAAUCCUCUGUUUAUUGCCCGGGCUAAGAAAGAAGGCACAUGGACCUCCGGAAAAUGCAGUCCAAAUUACGAAGGAGCCUACAUCCCUUACGACGGCAAGGAAUUCAUCGUCAAAGAUUACGAUGUUCUUGUAUAUCCGAUCAACGCCGUAGGAUUCUUGGAUUGGAAACAUGCAUCCGGCGGAAACGUCCCCGACAACGCCUUCAAAACGGACAAAGAUCUGUACGUGGGACGGGCCAAUCACGCCGGAUGUCUGAUUCCGGGUAAAAUUAGCACUCGCUAUAAGGUUGCUUACAUGGGAUACGGGCUGAAAGAGCACACCACAAAAGAAUACGAAGUCCUCUGUCAAAUCAAGUAGCUUGGAGAGAUCAACAGGAAUUGUUUAUGGAAAAGAACUAUCUUAAUCACAUAAGUAAUGCUCUUCCAAAUAAAAAAGCAGACAUCAAUAUCAAUACAUUUGAUAUACAAAAUAAAAAUGGCUAAAGUUUCAGAUUCUUAUGCAUAUCAUUGUGCGAAGAAGAAACACUACGAUGUAAAUGAAAAAGGUUAAAAGUUUUCUUUAAGUGUUUGUAAAUUAUAUCAUUGAAAAUAUUGAAAAAGUUAAAAGUGAUUGUAUACGGCCUAUUAAAUCUAAAAAAACCGCAUUAUAUACACAGAGCUUUUUUUCUCGAACUUUGUAAACCUUAUAAAUAUUUGUUACUUUUGUAUUUCGCUUGUAACAAUCAAAUUUUGAUAAAACAUUUAAUGUCACAAGAUAUAUUGCUUUUAGAAAAGGUAUUUCUGUCCUGGGAGAAAAAUAAAUA